This is a messenger RNA of Diabrotica virgifera virgifera (western corn rootworm), 3933 nucleotides long. It is a transcript of the gene shaker, whose product is annotated as potassium voltage-gated channel protein Shaker. The coding region runs from base 160 to 1707 and encodes 515 amino acids. The record is from RefSeq and is a predicted model, not a curated record. The transcript is spliced from 8 exons. Lineage: Eukaryota; Metazoa; Arthropoda; Insecta; Coleoptera; Chrysomelidae. Gene Ontology annotation, cellular component: membrane; voltage-gated potassium channel complex. Gene Ontology annotation, molecular function: delayed rectifier potassium channel activity; protein binding. Gene Ontology annotation, biological process: potassium ion transmembrane transport; protein homooligomerization.
AUUUUUGAGUGUCAGACGAGGUAUUUGUGAGAUAUCCAGUUAAAAAUGGAAAGCGACGAGGAAGACACGCCGACGUCUUUUCGGUUGUUUUUUUUUUUCGCAAAAGUUGUGGUGUUGAAAACUAAAGGACUCUAGAGAGAAUGGUGCAGAGGAUAGUAUAUGAUUUUCUUGAAUAAAAGUAAACCUGGGAGGUCGCUGCCCAAGCUCAGCAGCCAGGAAGAGGACGGGCACACCCCCCACACCCAAUUCACUGGUGUAGCCCAUUUCGAGCCCAUCCCACAUGACCACGAUUUUUGUGAGAGGGUUGUAAUAAACGUCAGCGGCCUCCGGUUCGAGACACAACUGAGGACGCUUAACCAAUUUCCCGAUACUCUACUGGGUGAUCCAGCACGUCGUAUCCGUUAUUUCGACCCUCUACGAAAUGAAUACUUCUUUGACAGAAAUCGCCCCUCCUUCGACGCCAUCCUUUACUAUUACCAGAGCGGGGGCCGGUUACGAAGGCCGGUCAACGUCCCGCUCGACGUAUUUUCCGAAGAAAUCAAAUUCUACGAACUGGGGGAGUUGGCCAUCAACAAGUUUCGGGAAGAUGAAGGAUUUAUCAAGGAAGAGGAGAAACCAUUGCCAUCGCACGAGUUCCAGCGCAACGUAUGGCUGUUGUUCGAGUACCCAGAAUCGUCGCAGGCGGCGAGGGUGGUUGCUAUCAUAUCAGUUUUCGUCAUUCUGCUGUCCAUCGUCAUAUUCUGCCUGGAGACUCUGCCCGAAUUCAAGCACUACAAAGUGUUCAAUACCACCACCAACGGCACCAAGAUAGAAGAGGACGAAGUGCCCGACAUAACGGACCCGUUCUUCCUCAUCGAGACCAUAUGCAUCAUUUGGUUUACGUUCGAGUUAUCCGUGCGCUUCCUGGCGUGUCCCAAUAAGUUACAUUUUUUUCGAGACGUCAUGAACUUUAUCGAUAUUAUCGCCAUCAUUCCGUAUUUUAUUACUUUGGCCACUGUCGUGGCGGAAGAAGAAGAUACUUUAAAUCUGCCGCGUGCGCCUGUCAGUCCGCAAGACAAGAGCACCAACCAGGCCAUGUCGUUGGCCAUCUUACGUGUCAUUCGGCUUGUGCGAGUCUUCCGAAUUUUCAAACUCAGCCGGCACAGCAAAGGUCUUCAGAUCCUCGGACGAACACUCAAGGCCAGCAUGCGCGAAUUGGGCUUGCUCAUAUUCUUUUUGUUUAUAGGUGUCGUGCUGUUCUCUAGUGCUGUCUACUUCGCAGAAGCCGGUUCCGAGAAUUCCUUCUUCAAGUCUAUCCCAGACGCGUUCUGGUGGGCAGUGGUCACCAUGACGACCGUGGGCUACGGCGACAUGACGCCAGUCGGAGUCUGGGGGAAGAUCGUGGGCUCGCUAUGUGCGAUUGCUGGUGUCCUGACCAUUGCAUUGCCAGUGCCUGUUAUAGUGUCAAAUUUCAAUUAUUUCUACCAUCGUGAAACGGAUCAGGAGGAAAUGCAAUCACAGAACUUCAACCACGUGACGAGUUGCCCGUACUUGCCAGGCACCUUAGGACAGCACAUGAAGAAGAGUUCUUUAAGCGAGUCUUCGAGUGACUUGGUUGAACUGGAAGAGGGACUGAUGGUGACGCGUGAUCAGCUUUCUCAAAAACAGAAUUGCAAUCCGCGUCACAAUAACAACAUUAACGCCAUGAGCAUCGAGACUGAUGUUUGACUACGAGUGACGGAUGCGCUGCGCAUACGACCGCCGAUGAUUCUUCCCCGCUGCCCACUUUGCUGUCCCCUGCGUGAUAUUCGUCUUUCUCCUCCGACGAGAUCUUCUGCAUCAGAAGCCAAAGCGACUGCGACUGCGUCUAAAACACCAAAUAGAAGAAGAAGGAAAAGAAGAAGAAGGCGCCGAAGGAGGAGAAGGAAGAGGAGACGAGGAGGAGGAAGAGGAGUAGAAAUAGAAACAACCGUGCCAUCACCUUCAAGAGUCACUUAUCGCGAGUGUCUGUGCGUAGUGAUCCGUACAUUUUUCGGACUGUUACAUGAAAUUCCUAGAACCUUUAUUCGGUACUUUUGUACAACCAUUACGAUUGUUUUUGGGUGAGAUAUCCUGCCAAAAAAUAUUACAUAAUUACAUAAUAAAUACCUAUAGAUAAUAAAUAAAUUUUAAUGAUAACGAUUGAGUAACAACACCAUUGGCUGCCGAUGACCGUUUGCGUUCUAUACAGACCUGAUUUACCAAACUAAAUGUGCAUAUUUUACAUUAUAUGCAGUUAUUGAAUUAAUUGCUAGUUUCUUUGUAUUUGUUAAACAAAAUUUCCAUAUUAUUUACUAAAGCUUGUAAUAAAACCUUUUUCUCUGCAAGUCAAUCAUCAAAAUUCUUUUGUAUGUAAACUACAUCCACGAUAUUCUGGAACAUAUUAUUUUGACCAAUUAAAUACUCCGUGUCUCUUGCCCAUAAUUGUUUCUUUGGUCAUUGUUACUAAAAAUUUCUAUUGGCGUCACUAUCUCUUCGGUACUGAAUUACAAAAUAACAAGAACUCACUAUAGUUACUACUUCAGUAGAGCGGAAGAUGCUAUUUUCUAAAAGUGAAACAAUAAAAAUAUUGAUAUCCCAUAGAGAAAGAACAGAUAAUUUUAGUUCAAAGAGGAAUUGACUUUAUGAGGAGUAGAACACAAUUGAACAAUAUUUCAAAUUUUAUAAUACCGUAUGUUAGGAACGGUUCUGGUCAUUAAAUUUUUCCAUUUUACACGAAAUUUAAUUAGACAUUUUUCCGAAUGGUUUUUCUUGAUAUAUGCUUUCUUGGUCAUCGUUUAGUUCUUCUUUCGUCAACGGGUUCUUUAAGUGAAUAAAGACCAUAUAGGAAAUAACUGGUUAUGAAAUCACUAGAUUUAUUUGAUUUAGGCGAUACUAUGUGGUUUAGUUAGGACACUACUUGUUAUAAAAUAUAAUGCAAUGCAAAAUGGCAUGAACAAAAUAAUACUACGAUCGCUUCCUUUGCUGAUGACGUAGCAAUACUAGCUGUAGAUGAAGAUCCCAUACAAGCCUCACAAGACCUGCGACACCAUCUGGACAUACUCGCAGUGAAUGGUACACAAAAUGGCGAACAAAAGUAAAAAAACAAAAUCAUCUCAAAUAACGUUUACCAGCCGCCACAACACAUGCCCACCUGUAAGAAUGGAAAAUGUACGAAUACCAACAGUAACAGAUACUAAAUACCUUGGCCUCCAUCUUGACCAACGUCUUACUUGGAAGAAACUUUUCCAGACCAAAAGAAGACAGCUAAACUUGAAAUUCCGGCAAAAGUAUUGGCUCCUUGGACGUAGAUCAAAACUCAACAUCCAAAACAAAAUUCUUCUGUACAAAGCAAUACUCAAACCUAUUUGGUACUACGGACUACACCUCUGGGGCGGUACAAAGUCAACAUCACUGAAUAUCAUCCAAAGAUUUCAGUCUAAAGUUCUAAGAUCAAUAGUUAAUGCACCAUGGUACGUAAGUAAUCAAACACUUCACAAAGACUUAAAUAUACCUUUCAUCAGAGAAGAAAUCCAUCAAGCCACGGAGUCACAAAAUGAGCGUACCAUUCACCAUGAAAAUUAGUUAGUAAGGGAAUAAUUCCAUAAUGGCCCUGCCACAAGGAGACUAGGUAGAACCUGGCCUCAGGACCUAUUUUAAAACUUACAGAUAAAUAGAAUAAGAUGAGACAUCAUUGGAAGUCUCUUCUUCAUGCCCAAAAACAUGGAACAAGUUUACUUAAUACUCUUUUAAUGAUGUAGAUUUUAUAUAAACAUAUUUACAUAAAAAAAUAGCAGGAACAUGCAGUCCAGGACGAAGAGAGCCUUCAUGGUUGAAGAACAUGCGAGACUGGUAUGGUAUUAAUAGAAGCAUGCUAUUUAGACUGGCAGCGAAUAAAACUAAGAUUGCUAUGACAGUUGAACUUUAUGGGAAGAA